GAAUCCGCGGUUCUUUGAAGCACGUUAGAGCUAAUCGUGGAUCUGAAACGUGUGUUUCAGCGGACCUCGAUAUCUGGACAUUUCAGUUUAAUCUCACAGUUGAAGUCCAUCGUUCCUCGACUUUGGACAAAUUGCGCGAGUUUUUGUGGCUAAUUAUUUGGAAAGAAAUCAGUGUCAAUCAUGAGAAUCAUGGGAAGAUGGGCACAUCUUGCCGUUGCGGUUCUUACGACCGCACUUGUUGUGCCUUGUUAUGCUGAACCACCAGUCGGCUAUUUGCCACCAUCGACUAGCUAUGGAACUCCAAAUCUAUUAGGAGGAGGAGGUGGAGGUGGUGGUGGACCAUCUUCUUCGUAUGGAGCUCCCUCCGGGGGAGGUAGUUUCGGUGGUGGAAACUUUGGCGGCGGUCGGCCCUCAUCUAGCUAUGGAGCACCUGGAUUUGGAGGGGGUUCAAGCUCCGGAGGAUUCGGAGGGGGUUCAAGCUCUGGAGGAUUCGGAGGGGGUGGUUACUCAGCUCCAUCCUCUACCUACGGUGCUCCCUCUCCGAAUUAUGGUGCUCCUUCCAGGCCCUCUUCCAAUUACGGUGCUCCUGGAGGAUCUGGUGGAUUCGGAGGCGGUUUUGGUGGGGGUGCCUCCAGGCCCUCAUCUAGUUACGGUGCUCCUUCAUCCGGUGGAUUUGGAGGUGGCUACAGUGGUGGUGCCUCAAGACCCUCGUCUAACUACGGGGCACCUACCUCCGGUGGAUUUGGAGGUGGUUUCGGUGGUGGUGGCUCUAGGCCCUCAUCUAGCUACGGUGCACCGUCAUUCGGUGGAUCCGGAGGAUUCGGAGGUGGUUACAGCGGUGGCGGCUCAAGGCCCUCUUCCACCUACGGAGCUCCUUCAUCCGGUGGAUUUGGCGGUGGUUUCGGGGGUGGUGGACCAUCCCAAAGCUAUGGUGCCCCAUCGAGGCCAUCUCAGAAUUAUGGAGCUCCCUCAAUUGGUGGAUUCGGUGGUGGUUACAGUGGCGGAAGCAGCGGUGGCUCGUCAGGAUCAUACAGUGCACCAUCAUCUUCCUAUGGGGCACCAUCAAGCGGCGGGGGUGGCGGUGGUGGACAAGGCUAUGCCAGCAACGGUGGCUAUCAGUACUAAUAUCCCGGAACGUUCAUGUGGUGAAGCGAGUCAUACUGACCUCCAACUUGCUUCACUCGAUAUCCACAUGAAAAACCACGUGGUCACGUAUUUGUCA
Molecule: messenger RNA, 1222 nt
Organism: Fopius arisanus
Lineage: Eukaryota; Metazoa; Arthropoda; Insecta; Hymenoptera; Braconidae
Product: pro-resilin
Exons: 8
Coding region: 181-1125 (314 amino acids)
Source: RefSeq, a predicted model, not a curated record